Caenorhabditis elegans is the source of this 3090-nucleotide messenger RNA. RefSeq names its product Ion_trans domain-containing protein (gene trpl-5). The record is from RefSeq and is marked reviewed. NCBI's taxonomy places the organism in Eukaryota, Metazoa, Nematoda, Chromadorea, Rhabditida, Rhabditidae. The coding region runs from base 19 to 1524 and encodes 501 amino acids. The transcript has 12 exons.
CUUCGAUGCUCUGUGGACAUGUCAGGCUCUAGAAGCUCCAGUUUUCAACAACAAUCCGCGUCGCAAGCCUUGCUAUCUUCGGAAACUACUAAAAUAACUAUUGAAGCGGAUGCUAAGAAUAGGGAGACUAUUCGUAAGUUGUUGGAAGCGUACGAACAAGAGCACAACGUAUUCAAGGCGCAUGGAAUAAAAGGAGCUGACAGAAUUUUUAAUGAAAUUGAGAAUAUUCUACUUCUGGAUCUCAAUAUCAAAAUUGUAACCAUAUAUAACAACGACAAAAACUCUGCUGCAAUGAUUAUCGCAGCAUUCUUCGGCCGAAGGUUCGCGCUAGAUAACCAACCCGGAAAUCCCACAAAGUACGUAGAGAAAGAUCUUCUGAGCGAAUGCCAUCAUCCUUUGCACACAAUAAUGGUCAUGUGCUAUAUAGCGCACGUUAUGCAGAAGAAAUUUUUGGGCAAGGAUUCCGGAUAUGAAGAUGGAGAAGUCUACGAGAAACUCAAAAAUGAACUCGAGGACAUUGCCUGCAAAAUUGUGAGCCAUUUGAACAGCGGAGAAAGCGGAGCUGAUCGAGUUGCAAUAGUUCUGCAAGCGGAUUAUAAGUCUGAAUUUGGAAAGGAUACAAAAGGAAAAACUAAUACAACUGAGAAAUCAGAAGAGAAAGUUGGGCCAUAUCAUGACUAUCUAAACCGGAAGUUUGACCAAAGUCGGGAAAUCAUGGCGAUCGCGUAUAAGGCAAAAGCAAGGAAGUUCCUAUCUCUCAGGCCAUGCUUACACUUAAUGGAGACUCGAAAUAAGGCCGUGAAAACGAUCAAACACACGCUGAAUUGGACAUUUCGACUUGCUUAUAUACUCAUGUUCGCCUAUAUGCUAUGCCGUUAUCCGUUUUACAGCAGUUACGACAGUACAAGUAGUCUUGGCUUCUGGGAAAUGCUCCCUUUUCUGUUUGUUCCCGCGGUGCUCAUAGCACAAGUGUCUAUGACAAUUAUCAAGUCAAUUGAUCAUUUGAUUUUUGACGAUUUCAAACUGAAACACGGCUCCAAUCCAUUUGGCUUCUACUUUUCCAGUGUUCAACGCUACGUUCGUUUGAAGAAGCUCGCGUUUUGGAGAGUUUGUUUAGUAGUUCCACUUCUCAGUUUAGAGGCAAUUCGCUUCGUGGUUUUUGCGGGUCUUCCCAGCAAGCCCAGGAACUUUUGGUCGGGAGGAUGGGUGAUUUUGCCUCUUAUGCUGGAACUUUUAUACUGCUCUCUGUUCACUAUUGCGACGAUCUCAAGUCUUCGAUUCUUCCAUUCAAUUCAGUCUAUUGGGUUUUUUGUGCACAUUUUCAAGAAAAUGAUGAAAACUGUUGGAAUGUUCAUAUUGAUAUUCUGUACGUUUUGGUUCGUCCUAGCAGUGACUCACGUCAGCCUCUCCAGAACUCUCCUAGUACAUAACAGCACAUUCAUCUACACACUUAGUCUACCUGGAAAGUUUGAAAUAUUCGGAGAAGUACAAGAUGAAGAUCGCAUCGGGAUACUGUCCAACUGAAGCCAUUUUACCAAAACUUUUUGGGAUUUUUUCGAGAUGGAAUAUGCGGAAGCCAGUUGCCUAUUUCGCAGUACAAUUAUGCCGUUUUUGGUUUUUACCUACAUUUUUGUUUCGGGGAUUCUACUGAUUAACUUGCUAACUGCGCAGUUAACAAAAGAAUACGAAAAACAAUCGGAGAACAGUCUUUACUACAAAGGAUACCUUAAAUAUGAACUUGAGGCAAAAAUUGAAUCAAAACUCUACCUGCCUCCUCCGCUGUCACUUAUUUAUAUACUUCUAAGAUGUUCAACAUGUAUGGUCCUACUGAUCAUGUGGGGCAUACAAAAAUGGCUCAAAAAAGAUGCCGGACGAGUUACACAGUUCUCAGAGUACAUAUGGAAAAACAUUAUCGAAAAAAUGGAGGGACAUCCGUGGGGAGUUGUCAGAAAACAUACACCUUCGAAACGAAAAGAUCAGAAUGAUCCCAAUGCUCAGAAUGCACAAAAUGGCAAAAACGAUCCAAAUGCCCAAAAUGCACAAAGUGAUCCGAAUGCCCAUAAUGCUCAGAAUGUCCAAAAUGCUCCAAAUGUCCAAAAUGCUUCAAAUGUCCAGAAUUCACAAAAUGGCCAAAAUGACAAAAACGAUCCAAAUGCCCAGAAUUCACAAAAUGGGCAAAAUAGGCAAAAUGAUCCAAAUGUCCAGAAUUCCCAGAAUGCACAAAACGGCCAAUAUGCCCAAAAUUCAAAAAAUGGCCAAAAUGAUCCAAAUGCCAAGAAUGCACAAAAUGGCCAAAAUGAUCCAAAUGCUCCAAAUGCCCAAAAUAGCAAAGAUGAUGCAAAUGCUCAAAAUGCACAAAAUGACCAAAAUGCUCCAAACGAUGCAAAUGGCCAGAAUGUACAAAUUGACAGAAAUGAUUCAAAUGCCCAAAAUGGCCAAAAUGCUCCAAAUGACCAAAAUGCUCAAAAUGAUCCAAAUGCUCAAAAUGCUCCAAAUGUCCAGAAUUCUCAAAAUACUAGAAAUGCUCAAAAUUCUCAGAAUGCCCAGAAUGCCCGAAAUGCUCCAAAUGCUCAGAUUGCACAAAAUGAUCCUAAUGCUCCAAAUGCUCAGAUUGCACAAAAUGCUCCAAAUGCUCAAAAUGAUAUAAAUGCUCCAAAUGUCCAAAAUGCUCAAAAAGCUCCAAAUGCUCAAAAUGCACAAGAGCAACAAGAGGCACAGGCCAAGGAACUUGAAAAGGAAAUUGGGCAGUUUUUAUGCAAGAGGUCAUUUGGCGUCCUGGAAGGACUGAUGGAUCUUGUCGGCGGUUUCGAGAAGCACACACUCGAUGUGAGCACGCUGAAAACAAUAAAAGAGAAAACCAAUCAGUAUUGUGAUAGAGUAAUUGAUGAGGAGAAUGCCAGAGAAUGCCUUAAUUUAGCAGUCAAAUUUUAAGUUUUAUUUUAUUCAAUCCAAUAUAUAUAUAUAUAUAUAUCCCCAGUUGAACCAGUUGAUGCAUCUGUUUUUAAAUCAAAAACUGCUGACAAUUUAAAUCUACGUACAUGUAUGUUUUUACUAUUUGCUCUCCCUCAUUUAUAAAUUAUCUGUAAUGAU